AUGGAUGACUUGUUUGAUUCUUCGCUGAACUUGGAAGACAUCCAUUAUAAGGAAGGCUAUGACGAGGGCCACAGUCAUGGCCUUGUUGAAGGCAAGGAAGAAGCCAGACAGGUUGGCCUCAAGGUUGGUUUUGAGAUUGGCGAGGAGCUUGGUUUCUAUAGGGGCUGUGUUGACAUUUGGACUUCUGCAGUCCGGCUUGACCCUACUUGUUUCUCUCCACGGGCCAAAACCAUUAUUGGUCAGAUGGAUGAAUUGAUUCAGAAAUACCCUCUCAUGGAUCCAGAAAAUUUACAAGUGCAAGAGAUAAUGGAUACUCUCAGACUCAAGUUCAAGAUAGUUUGUUCUUGUUUGCAUGUCAAACUUGAGUAUAGUGGCUAUCCAAAAUCCUCUACAGAGGCCAAUGAUAUUCAGUAUUGA
Sphenostylis stenocarpa is the source of this 417-nucleotide messenger RNA. Lineage: Eukaryota; Viridiplantae; Streptophyta; Magnoliopsida; Fabales; Fabaceae. The record is from the annotation of a GenBank genome assembly.